AUGGGUGGCGGCUUCACUUGCGUUGUGGGCGGCUUGCCCUGGUAUGCCGAUCAACGAGACCUGGAUGGAUUCAUCCGGUUUGGAGAUAUCACCAGCGCCAAGAUCAUGCGUGACGAGAAGAACUUCCCAAUGGGCUAUGGCCUCGUCACCUUUAGCAGCGAGAGAGGCAUGCGCAAGGCCAUUGAGAAGAUGAACGGCAAGCCCUUGCCGGACACGGGCUACGAGGUCCACCUGCUAGACGUGUUUGAAGCAACACCGGGGAGGGACUCUUGGAGCUGGGACACGCGAGAGUGCGAGAGGUGUGGACUGCCCGGCCACUGCAAAAAGGAUUGCAACUCCAUUCCCCCUACCGAUCCAAAGCAUGUCUUUGCGGGAGAGCUCAAGCCCCACCCAUUCAGACCUGAGGUGCGUUAA
Molecule: messenger RNA, 414 nt
Organism: Selaginella moellendorffii
Lineage: Eukaryota; Viridiplantae; Streptophyta; Lycopodiopsida; Selaginellales; Selaginellaceae
Product: glycine-rich RNA-binding protein RZ1A
Exons: 2
Coding region: 1-414 (137 amino acids)
Molecular function (GO): RNA binding; zinc ion binding
Source: RefSeq, a predicted model, not a curated record